UUGUUACUUUUUCAUCAAGGGUACACUAUGGUUCCAGUGGUCAUAGUUGAACUGGGUCAAUCUGUCAAUUUGACAUGUGCUUUUCAAAUGAAAUAUCAGAGCAACACAUGGCUUUAUUGGUUCAAGCAGAGUGCAGGAGAUACUCUGAAUUUAAUAGUGAUACAGCAGAGAAGGACAUCCCCCAUGUAUCAGCCAAAAUUCAAUAAUUCAAGAUUCAAUAUAACAUACACCGAUCAUGGCAGCAAUCUUACAAUUUUAUCAAUAGUUGAACAAGAUGAGGGAAUGUAUCACUGUUCUCAAAAGGACACACUUGAAUCUACGUGGAGUGGGACCUAUCUAUCAAUAAAAGAAAAAUCUACAAGAACAUCACGCUACACCGUGGUUCAGGAGUCAACAUCAGUUCAUCCAACAGACUCAAAGACUCUGCAGUGUUCAGUUCUUUCUGACUCGGGUAACAAAACCUGUUCAGGAGAACCCAGUGUGUUCUGGUUCAGAGCCGGACCAGAAAAGUCUUUUCCUGAUAUUAUCUACACGGAUGCAAAAGGAGCUGAAGAUUGUGAGAAGAGAUCGGACACUCAGAAGAGAUGUGUUUAUAACUUCUCCAAGAACGUCAGCUCCUCUGAUGCUGGGACUUACUACUGUGCUGUGGCCACAUGUGGACAGAUAUUAUUUGCAAAUGAAAUAAACUUGGGAAUUGAUGGAUUCAGUGUGUGGUCACCAGAAGCCAUGAUAUUUAUUUUUUCACUCUCUGCUGCCUUAGCCAUAAGUCUGAUUUGUAUGGCUGUCCUCAUAAGCUCCAUCAACAGGAUCAAAUGUGAUUGUCAAGAAUCUGUUAAGGUGCAAGAAGACUUUGGUCAGAACAAGCAACAGAACGACGAAGACAAAAGGAUGUAUUCUGCUGCCAUUUUCGCCAUGAUGAAAACUGACAACACUAAAAGAAAGAAAAUAGCAGAAAGACAGAUGAUUUUUGUUGCCAUAAAAGCCUUCGGUCGAUAAGAAACUGUUUUACAGUCUUUGUGCUGAUUGAUGCAGUUUACGGUUGUUUCGAACUAUAAAUUUCAAUGUACAUCAAAUGUAUUGAAUCGCUUCUAAUAAACAUGAUUAGCAAUUGCUUUUACUUAAUUUAGGUAGAUUUUUUUCUGUUUAAAUUGACAUUACUGAAAUAAGGCCAUUAUUGAGGACACACAACAUACUCAAGGGACGAAACGGAUGUUAAAGUAUCUAAAUGCUGUUACAGUGGAAAAUAAAGUACUUUUGAUUGGGUAAAUUCUGUUCUAUCAAUCUGAGCAGUGGAGGUUUGUCAAUAGGGCACACUAUGGUGCUGCCUACAUCACAAUUGCAAGAAAAAAUGUAAAAACAAAUAGACAAAUUAAUUUAUAACGGACCUCAAAAUCCAUCCGCAUGUACUUACCUGCAAAUGGAUUUCUUUUUAGGUAGAGUUUAUUGUUGUGUUGUCAGCCCUGACCUUUGGUGCCCUCCAUUCAAUCUUUUGUCACCAGCCGCCACUGGAUUUGAGUGAAGACAUUUUCUUUCUUUACAAACAAUGGCGUGUUGGUUUUGUCACAUUGUGAAUAACUUCAAUUUCUUUUAUCUCUGUAGUGUUAAUCACUCGUGUUUUUGUCUUAAAAUUUGAUGCUCAUUGUGUUUGUUCUCUGUUAUAGUUACCUGUAUGUAUCAGGCUUUUUGUGGUGACUUUACUACAUUGUUUGUUUUGUGCAGUGUCUGUUCCUGCAUUCACAUCAUUGAUCGUUGCCUUUUCCCCAACACAUAAACUGUUAGUGUCAUAUUACCAGAUUACUCGAUUUGUUUGAUUUUCUCAUGAGUUUUUCUUUAAUUUCUUCGAGUCCUGUCCUAUGUAUUUAUUUUUUAGCUCUUCUGAAAUAUUGCUUUGAGGACAUCCUUGGUAAUCUUACCACUUGCUCCCAUCUCUCAUUAAAAGUUAAUUUACUUUACAUCUGAAUGAGUUCAUGUUGUUUCAAAUUUAUAUUUAUCCCUACCCACAAACUGUGAUUGUUUUACAAUCUAUACCUUACAUCUGAAUGAGUUCAUGUUAUUUUUAAAUUUAUAUGUAUCCCUACCCACAAACUGUGAUCAUUUUACAAUCUAACAAUAAUGGUUAAGUAAACUGUGACAAGUAUAACAAGUAAAACCACUUGUGUCUGUACACAUUUUAAGUUGCAAGCUAGAGGUAAAAAUGUAUAUGAUAGAACAGAGAAACAGUCAAAUAUAGAGAAAGUA
This is a messenger RNA of Fundulus heteroclitus (mummichog), 2238 nucleotides long. RefSeq lists its product as uncharacterized. The transcript is spliced from 6 exons. NCBI's taxonomy places the organism in Eukaryota, Metazoa, Chordata, Actinopteri, Cyprinodontiformes, Fundulidae. Gene Ontology annotation, biological process: response to bacterium. The record is from RefSeq and is a predicted model, not a curated record. The coding region runs from base 28 to 996 and encodes 322 amino acids.